AUGACGAGACCUGGACGUAAACCGCCGGUUGGAAAGUAUCCGGUUGCUAAUAGCAAUAAAUCCAUGUCGAAUACUGUGUGUGAUCUGUCAUUACAUCGUAUUCCGCCGAAUGAAGCGAAUUCAAAACCAAUAGUAGAUACAGACAGUAUCAGUCACAUUCUUGUUCAGAAGCUACACAGUGACAAAGCAUCCUACACUUGGAUUGGGGACAGCGUUCUAGUAGCUGCUCGACCUAUUGUUCCUGUACUCACUGCCGUUACUACAGAUACCAUCGUUGAACAGCUGUCCAAAGACCGAGCGGCAAAAACAAAGUCUCUUGGGUUCACACUGCUGAAUAAACCAUCUACUUCACCUCCUGAGCUAAUCCCAUCAUUGUCUACUCCUGUGGUCGAACCUCACCUUUUUGAUUUGGCUGGCUCGGCAUUUGUACAUCUCCUGAAUGACAAGCAAGAUCAAUGCAUUUUUCUUUGUGGUAAUUCCAAUAGUGGUAAAUCUGAAUCGGGACGACUGAUUGCUCGUCAUCUGAGCGAUCUUUCAAGAAAUACUGUGGCUACUAAAAAGCCAAAAGUUCAUUCGGCUGCAAUCAAGCUGGACCAUGUCUUGUCAGUAUUUGGCAAUGCUGUUUCUCCGCAGAACAUUAACGGCUCACAUUUUUCAAGAUAUACAGAGUAUCAGUUUAAUGAUGAUGGCAGUAUGGUGGGCGUUAAACUGCUCGCGUACAACCUGCAAAAACAGCGAGUUACUGAUGCAAGCCAUACUCAUGCCAACUUUAACGUGUUUUAUUAUCUCCUGUCUGGUGCCGAUCAAGAUAUGCGAACCAAAUUUCAUUUGGCAGAAGCAUCUCAUUUUUAUUUCCUAAAUCGUGUACAGUCCAAACCGGCCAUUCUCUCACAUCAGCAUCACUUUGAUCCUGAAAAUCUUAAUCGACUGGUAGAUCACCUCAAAGCAUUGGGAAUUCCUAAAAAGGCUCAUAUGGAUAUAUUCCAGCUUUUGGCUGGUAUCUUGCAUCUUGGCAACAUCAAUUUUGUUCGUACUUCUGACUAUGCAAAUCAAGCAUGCGAGGCCAAAAACUACCAACAUGUUCAGAUUGCUGCCACGUUACUCGGUCUCAAGCCUGAGCAUUUGUUAUCAACACUUACAUUUGAAACUAGAGCAGUUGGCCGUGAACUUUGCACCAUGAUUCUUGAUGUCGAUGGAGCUAUUCGUCAAAGGGAUACACUUGCACAACUUCUUUAUUCGCUGCUUUUUCAAUGGAUUAUUGAGCAAAUCAAUACCAAGUAUUGCAAAGAGGAGUCUGAAUGGACACGUUAUAUUUCUGUUGUCGAUUUUCAAGGCAUCCAAACAUCUUCGCCUGGACUUGGAAAAUGCCUGGCUCGCUUGGUAUCCAACUAUGCUGCCGAACGUGUUCAAGGAUUUGUGGUGUCACAACUUACAGCCGCUACCGAUAGGCUUGUGGCUGAACAUGCCAUCAAGAUACCACCAAGAUCGCGCACUAACUCGGCAUUAUCUUUGGUUUCCAAUAGCGACGUGUUACAUCUUUUAGCUGCACCAGCCACUGGUGUCAUCUCUAUUCUUCAAAACGAAUAUAUUCGACGAGAAACCUCUGGAUUGCCUGGAGCAGGUUCAUCUACUGCCAACAGUAUUAACAUCUUGGAACGCAUUGCUAGUGUGAGCUGUGAAGAUCCAAAACUAAUCACCUACACCUCGCCACGAAAACAGUUUGGUAUUCGCCAUUACAAUGGUGUUGUAAACUACGAGGUGUUUCAACCCACAACAGCUGGGUCUUAUACACAUGGUUCUAUUGCUACUAGUGUGGGCUAUAAUGACUUGUCAGCAAGUACCAAUAUCUCGACUGAUUUUAUUUCACUAUUUUGUGGAUCCAUGGACCAACCAGCUGCUCAAUUUUCUCUUGUCAGACAGUUGUUUUCCAAGCGUUCUAUUGCUGUAGAUCUCCAUCCUAAAAACCGAAUUACCCUUUUGCGUGCGCGAUUGAGUUUAAUGACAUCUAGACGUCCAUCUACGCUUCGAAAACGUAACACGAUUCGACUUGGUGCACCUCAUACAGUAUCUUCUCACACUGGUCAUGACAAAGACGCGACUAAUGAAACCAUGUCAUUUAUGAUGGAACCUAGUAUAUUGAACGCUGAUAUGUCAAUGGCAAACCGACAAUCUCAUUUAGUCUCUCGCCCCAAUAGUUUAGUUGCCUCGAUGAACCCAUCCACCUUGGCUGAUGGAGCUGCAUCUCUUGAUUCACAACAAAACUUUUUGCUGUCUCAAACCCAACUAACAAUGGAUGAUCUUUUGGACAGUUUUUUAGAUACAAAUCUGUGGUUUGCUAUGCAUAUUUGUCCAAAUUCCAAUGCGCGAUCAACUGGUAUUGACGUGGAUGAAGUUACUCGACAAGUUCAAGCUCUUCAAUUGGACGCCAUUGCUAAUUCCAUGUGCACUCUAUACACAUGUGUCAUGCCGUUUGAAACUCUCUGGUCCAAAAUAGAAUCUUUGAAUAUUCCAAACUCUCGUCACGCUGUUUCUGAUAGCAGGCUUACAACCCACGCCAAAGAUUCUGUUCAUGAAUUACUAAAUUCAUUGCGUUACAUUGGUAUAACGGACGAUUUGUUUUUUGUUGGAGAUCAUCAUGUAUUUUUUACAGAACUAGGAUCACGCCGAUUUUACAGUGCCAUCAAUUCAGGAUACUUGUUGCUUGAGCAAAGUGCUGUAGGCAUGCCUUUGACACAUGAAACAACUGAAAAUAAUGGAGCAUCUCUUGCUAAAAACUCACACAUCAUUUCUGUCGAGUCUAAUCAGCAGCCGUUGGGUGAUGUUUCUGACGAUGGAAAUUAUGAAAACAACCCUACAGAAAAACUCAUUCAAAAAACCUCGGAUAACAAACACCAGCAGAAAAAAUGGAGAUAUCGUAAAACUGCUUCCAUGGCCGUAUCAACCACUUCUAUGCAACCAACAGAAGAUGAUCCAUAUGAAAUUGAAUCAAUGUAUGAUUUUACCUAUGCAGCGAAUGAAAAGGACAAAAUGGGAUCUAUUUCUCACGAGACAGUGCGCAGAUCCUUUACUAAUUCCGACACUGUGCUUGGACAUCUGAAUGAUCCGCUCGUGGAUACAAAGGAGCGAUCUGCUAAAGCUGGCUCUGUUGGUGCGAUCAAAAAAACCCACAAAACAGAAAACAAGAACAGUUUGACUCCACCUAAACCUCGCACAUUUGCUCGAAAAUCUUGGCUGUGUUGUACAUGGAGUUUAACAUGGUGGAUUCCUACAUGUCUGAUUUCAUGUUUAUUUGGGAAACGUCGGCCCGAUGUACAAAUUGCAUGGCGUGAAAAAGUUGCUCUGUGUACUUUGAUAUUUCUCAUGUGUGCCACAAUGCUGUUUUUAAUUGUUGGUCUUGGACAGGUUUUAUGUCCUAAACAAAAUAUACUUUCCGAGGGUGAAGUAAGCACUCAUAAUAGCUUAACCGAUGCAUAUGUAAUCAUCAAUGGAAAUUAUUAUGAUAUCAAAGACAUUGUCAAAUCGCAUGUACAAACUAGUAGCUCUUUUAUUGGAAGUGCCGCAUUUGUUAGCACUGUACUUGGAAGAGAUGUCAGCGCAAUGUUUUAUCCCGCUAACCUUCCACAAAAAUACUGUCCAAAUAUGAGACUUCCUGCUGGAUGGGAUAGUGUUUACCAGCGUAAUAACCAAGGCACACCUCAAACGUGGUAUUAUCAUACGAAUGGUCAAAAUCCAAGUGUUCCUCCACCAGAUUAUAUUGGCGCCAUGACAUAUAUGAAAAAAGGACAAGUUGCACGAUCGAGCGACUGGAUGUCAUCCUUCACCUCAUCUGAUUCAAAUCACAAGCUGAUUGUAGCAUGGGGUCGCGUUUAUGACAUUUCUACAUAUUAUGAUGCAAGCAAUGUUGGUGCCUUGGGAGAUGGUCCAGGUUUCUUUGGUCCACUUGUCAAGCAAGUAUUUGAUGCAUUUAGCAAAACUUCAAUGGCUGGUCGUGAUGCAACCUCUACCUUGAAUCAACUGAUAAAACCUCAAUUUGGCGGACCUGUUGCUUUUGCUAAUUUCAAAACCUGCAUGGACAACUUGUUUAUGACUGGAACUGUAGAUACACGAGAUAGCAUCAAAUGUGUACUUCCAAAUUACAUUAUGCUGACAGCAUCUGUGAUCAUGGUUGCAGUCAUUGGUUUUAAAUUUCUAGGAGCAUUACAAUUGACCAGCAAGGUCGUUCCAGAAAGUCAUUCCAAAUUUGUUAUUUGCCAAGUUCCUUGCUAUACAGAAGAUGAAACGAGCCUUAAAAAGACAAUUGAUUCCAUUGCACGUACUCAGUAUGAUGACAAACACAAACUGCUUUUCAUUGUUUGUGACGGCAUGAUUAUUGGUGCUGGUAAUGACAGACCCACACCGCGUAUUGUCCUGGAUAUUCUUGGUGUUGAUUCCAGUAUUGAUCCAGAUACUCAUAGCUUUCAAAGUAUUGGUGCAGGUCUAAAAGAGCAUAAUAUGGGCAAAGUAUAUUCCGGACUCUAUGAAACUGAAGGUCGCUUUGUUCCAUUUAUCGUUGUUAUCAAAGUAGGAACACCAGCUGAACGUAAUCGUCCAGGAAACAGGCAAGUGCUAAAAUGCAUAUAG
This is a messenger RNA of Batrachochytrium dendrobatidis JAM81, 4620 nucleotides long. RefSeq lists its product as uncharacterized. Gene Ontology annotation, molecular function: microfilament motor activity; actin filament binding; ATP binding. Lineage: Eukaryota; Fungi; Chytridiomycota; Chytridiomycetes; Rhizophydiales. The record is from RefSeq and is a predicted model, not a curated record. Bases 1 to 4620 code for a protein of 1539 amino acids. The transcript is spliced from 4 exons. Gene Ontology annotation, cellular component: myosin complex; vesicle; cytoplasm. Gene Ontology annotation, biological process: actin filament organization; vesicle transport along actin filament.